Molecule: messenger RNA, 2746 nt
Organism: Sphaerodactylus townsendi
Lineage: Eukaryota; Metazoa; Chordata; Lepidosauria; Squamata; Sphaerodactylidae
Product: histone-arginine methyltransferase CARM1-like
Exons: 13
Coding region: 342-1751 (469 amino acids)
Biological process (GO): peptidyl-arginine methylation
Molecular function (GO): protein-arginine N-methyltransferase activity
Source: RefSeq, a predicted model, not a curated record
GUUUACGUACCCUGGGUGGUAUGUCUACAAACUGAAGGGAUUUUUGCAGAGGAGGAGGAGGAGGAGGGGUGAGGAAGAGCCUGGUUUGCUGCAAAUGCCAGCGAGAGCGAGGAGGCGUCUCAGAUGGGGCGCUUGUUUAUCAGGGAAGGCCAGCCAGCGCGCGUCGUCCCCAGGCUCUCCGCCGUUUUGCUUCUCGGCGUAUUCUUUCCUUAGGUGAUCGCGCGAGGGGCGAGGAGCCCGGAGGAGGAGCCGCCGCCGCCGCCGCCGCCGCCGCCUUCAGGACCCAGCCUCUCCAGCGGCCUGAGCUGUGCGCGGCUGCUUAGCUGGGGCAGGAGGACUCCAUGGCUUCUCCAUCGCCUCGGCUCUUGCAGUGCAGCGUCAAGCUGCUUUUCCUCAGCGAGGAUCAGCUCCUGGAGGGGCUGCAUCCCUCCAUCCCCAGUCAGAAGGCUUUCCAGCUGGAGGUGCAGCCGCGGGAGGAGGACGCCGAUGUGACGGUGACAGACGCUGAUGGAGUCUGCGUGUUUAAAUGUUCGGUUAACAGAGAUACUGAAUACUGCCGUGUGGGGAAAGAGUCUGUUUUGAUAACGCUUGGGUACACCAGUGCCUUACUCCAGUUCAGGUCACAUUCUGAAUAUAGCAUAUUUUCAAAUGCACUCAAGAACUUCAGAAAACAGAAGAAGGAGCACUCUGUGUUCAAUCAGAGAACCGAAGAAGCCUCUGCAGCUCAAUAUUUUCAGGUAGCGGUCCAUUGCAUCACAAUCCUAUCAGAGUUUUAUGGCUGCCUGUCUCAACAACAGAAUAUGAUGCAGGAUUUUGUAAGGACGGCCACGUAUCACAGAGCAAUACUACAGAACCAUAUAGAUUUUAAAGAUAAGGUGGUCUUAGACGUUGGCUGUGGAUCAGGAAUCCUUUCAUUUUUUGCUGUGCAAGCUGGAGCUAGAAAAGUCUACGCUGUCGAAGCUAGCUCUGUGGCAAAAUAUGCCGAGAUAUUAGCACGAAGUAACAAUCUCGGUGAUAAAAUCAACGUUUUGACAGGGAAAAUUGAGGAAAUCUCUCUUCCUGAGAAUGUAGAUGUUAUCAUUUCUGAACCAAUGGGUUAUAUGCUGUUCAAUGAAAGGAUGCUGGAAAGUUACCUUCACUCCAAGAAAUGGUUGAAGUCAAAUGGAAUGAUGUUUCCAACAUUUAGUGACAUUCAUUUGGCUCCUUUUUCCGAUGAACAGCUCUACAUGGAACACUACUCCAGAGCCAAUUUUUGGUAUCAGCAGUGUUUUUAUGGAGUCAAUCUGUCCAGCCUCCGCAAUGCAGCUGUGGAUGAAUACUUCAGACAGCCUAUUGUAGACACAUUUGACAUUAGAAUUCUGAUGGCCCGGACAGUGAAAUAUACUGUCAACUUUACAGAAACAGAAGAAAAAGAUUUGCACAGAGUGGAAAUCCCCUUUGUUUUUCAAAUGAUGCAGUCUGGGCUAAUCCAUGGCUUGGCAUUCUGGUUCGAUGUGGCAUUUGUCGGCUCACUGGUAACAGUUUGGCUAUCAACUGCUCCAACAGAACCUCUGACUCAUUGGUAUCAAGUACGCUGCCUUCUUCAAACACCUCUCUUUGCCAAAGAAGGAGAAACUCUGUCAGGGAAAGUCAUAUUUGUAGCAAAUAAGCGGCAGAGUUAUGACAUCCAGAUUGUUGCUGUAGUGGAUGAGACUGGGUUUAAGUCAGGCAACGUCCUUGAUUUAAAGAAUCCAUUUUUUAGGUAUGCUUAGAUUAUACUUGAAUAUUCCUGCUGGGGAAAAAACCGAGGAUUUGCAAGCAACCCAAGAAGCCUCUGAAGUUGAAAGUGUGAAAACUGAACAUGCUGCUUCUUGUGUGAACGCUCUGUACAUAUCUGAAAGGAAAUAUUUUAUGCAAACUGUAUAAUAAGAAGAUGUUUGUGGAGUUCAACCUUUUCGAACUAGCAGGCACAUCUUAAACUUGUCUAUUAGCUCGGUAUUUUCUCCUGUAUUCAACGGUACUUACCUGGUAAUACAUUUACUCUGAAAUCUCUUCUGAGAUCACAGGGACUGAGUAAAUGUGUAUAGGAAUGGUGUGCUGCAACCCCACAUUUUCAAGUUUGACUUAUUUUGUUUCUUUGAUCCAGUUGCUCAAAAUUGUGCCAUGGUCUGACUCUGGACCCUAUUACUACUCAUUUUUGAAAAAAAUAAUUUUAUUACAAACUGAUUUGGGAGCUUGCUGAGCAAAUAUAAAGCAAUGUGGGGAUUGUGGCCUCAAACCAGCAUUCCCAGACUCUGAUGCCCUUCUCCUGUAUCAUCAGGGCAAUGGCUGAUCAAAGUCAUAUUAGGGGGGGGGGGGGGGCGUUGUUUGACUUCAAAGGCUCUUAGCUUUUUCUUCCCCUGAGGAAUAUUCUUAACAAAGCCUACCUCAUGCUUCUGUACAUAUAUAGGAUGUAAUAUGAACUAUGCUCAUAUUCUGUUUCAGUAUUUUUCAAGAUGUAUUUAAAUACUUGCAGCUUAUCCUCAGCUGACCAGUAUUAAAAAGUUACCAUCUCACAGUGUGAGGACACCAAGCCCUGGCAAAUGCUCCUCAUCUAGGUUAUUUAAUGGAUGAAUGAACCUGGAUUGUGCACAUCAGUUGAUAGCCUUGUCUUCAUAAACCCAAUUAAUAGAAUCAUUUCUCUAUAUCCAUAUUUCAUAUAUCCUGUAGAUAAUACAACAGCAACUGUAUAUUACUCUUUACAAUAAAAUUUACAUAUAAAAUGCAA